This is a messenger RNA of Chrysochloris asiatica (Cape golden mole), 1062 nucleotides long. RefSeq names its product keratin 33B (gene KRT33B). NCBI's taxonomy places the organism in Eukaryota, Metazoa, Chordata, Mammalia, Afrosoricida, Chrysochloridae. The transcript is spliced from 7 exons. The record is from RefSeq and is a predicted model, not a curated record. Gene Ontology annotation, molecular function: structural molecule activity.
AUGAAGCCUAACCACCAAGCUCUUACUUAGCCAACCAGCAUGUCAUACAUCUGCUGCCUGCCCAACAUGAACUGCUGCACCAGCUGCUCUGCCCAGCACUGUGUGCCCACUAACUGCCACGUCUGCAACCUGCCUGGGACUUGUAACAUCUCUGCCUCUGUGGUCAACUGUGGCUGGCUCUGUGAGGGCUCCUUCAACAGUAACGAGAAGGAGACCAUGCAGUUCCUGAAUGACUGCCUGGCCAACUACCUGGAGAAGGUGCGCCAGCUUGAGCAGGAGAAUGCACAGCUGGAGGGCCACAUCCAUGAGUUUUGCCAGCAGCAGGUGCCCUAUGCAUCCCCGAACUACCAGUCCUACUUCCGGACCAUCAAGCAGUUCCAGACACUUCAAGAAGUCAAUACCCUGCAAAGCCAGAUUGGUGAGCGCCUCAAUGUGGAGGUGGAUGCUGCCCCCAACGUGGACCUGAACCGUGUGCUGAAUGAGACCAGGUCUCAGUAUGAGGCCCUGGUGCAGACCAACCACAGGGAUGUGGAGGAAUGGUUUACUUCACAGAAUGAGGAGCUGAACAAGCAGGUGGUGUACAGCUUGGAGCAGCUGCAGUCCCUCCAGGCAGAGAUCAUGGAGUUGAGAUGCACAGUUAAUGUCCUGGAGAUCGAGCUGCAGGCCCAGCACAACCUAAGAAACUCUCUGGAAAACACACUAAUGGAGACAGAGGUACACUAAAGCUCUCAGCUUUCCCAAGUGCAGUGCAUGAUCACCAAUGUGGAGUCCCAGCUGUCUGAGAUCCACUGUGACCUGGAGUGUCAGAACCAGGAGUACCAAGUGCGGCUGGAUGUCAAGGCAUGCCUGGAGGGUGAGAUCAACACAUACCAGAGCCUGUUGGAAAGUGAGGACAGCAAGCUGCCCUACAAUCCCUGUACUAUGACCAAUGCCUAUGACAAGCCCAUUGGACCCUGCAUUACCAAUCCCUGCAUACCUUGUGGAAUAUGCUCUCCCCGUGGUCCCUGCAACGCCUUUGGUGCUCGGUGCCCUGAGGCCAGCAGGAGGAUUGUGCAGGGAUGA